AACCUCGCGCUUUCCAAAACAAUACCCGUAUUUUCUGUAUUAUUUUCCGCGUCAUCUCAAAGGCUUGUCCGAAGAUGGCUCGCACGUUGGCUCUCUCUCCGCUCGUCCCUUUGCUCUGUACGUUUCUUCUACUUAGUUCUGCUAGCGGACAAGAGCCCACAGUGACUCUUCUCUCGGGGCAGACUUAUCGCGGCCUUUUGAACAGCAAUCUUACCAUAAACGCCAGUAUAGAUGCUACUGGUAAUGGCUCUUCACUUACUGCUGAAUGGACCCUAGGCCAUACAAAGCUAAGCAUAAACAGCAACGAGAAGUACACUGUUAUGAAUGAGGUGAAUCCAUCCACUGCUGAUGGAUAUGCUUCAUUAACGAUACUUGAGCUCGUUGAAGCGGACGCCAUUGAUUAUACUCUAACUGUGGUGGAUUCUUCUAAUAGGGAAACAUCAGUCACUGCUACAGUAGAAGUACAAGUUCCACCUGCCAUAUUACUUUCUCCUACUAAUACCACUGAUAUAAUACUAAGCACUGUACAAUUAUCAUGUUCCUCCAGAGGCUGGCCAGCUCCUAACAUCACCUGGCUGAAAGACGGGGCUGAAAUCCUUUGCUCUGACGCUAUUUCCAUAUCAACGUUCAGAGGAGAGCGUCAAACAGUCAGUACUCUCGUCAUAGGAGAACUAAAACUAGAGAAUGCCGGGAGCUACCAGUGUAAUGCUAGCAAUGAGCUCAUUAUUGGAAGGAGUGUUUUGUCUGACACUGCUCUCAUUACUGUUUUACGGGGAGGGGCUAACAGAAUAACUAUUACUGAGACGGAUUAUACUCACGUCCGUGUCUCUGUAUUGAAUUUUACUAGUACAGUUAAGUUUGACGAGUCAGUGUAUACUUGUAUGGCAGUUAACAAUAUUAGCAAUGUAUUGGACACACCUGAGACUAAAGCUGUAUUUUUAAGAAUACAAGUUCCUGCUAAUGUCACUCCUAUUUCUCCAUCUCCUUCAUUUGGUGUUGAGGGCCAAUCCAUUGUGCUCACAUUCUCCAUCACACAAGAUGACCCACUCGUAAACACGUCCAACAUUCGCUGGACGUUCAGAGGUCCAGCUGGUUUACUGGAUAUAACUGAAUCGAGUGACUCCCGCUACGAACUAAGCAGUAAUAGAAGAUCACUGGCAAUCAGUCAUUUACUAACGUCUUCUGAUGAAGGAUACUACACUGUGUAUGCCACCAAUGAAGCUGGAACACAAAAUGCUUCAAUACAGUUGAUGGUCGAAGGUCCCCCAAAGGUCUACCAAGUACCGGAAGACUUGAAUGUCCUCGAGAAUUCGACUGCUUUUUUCCGUUGCCUAGCGAUCGGUGACCCCACCCCUGACCACGCCUGGUAUUACAAUGACCAGAGGAUUGUCAGCGAAGAGGAGGGGGGCGGAGACAAAUAUAGUAUCGGAGGCCCUGGUAUUGAUUACGGGUCUUUAAGAAUAAGAAGAACGAGGUUUGAAGACAGAGGAGAAUACACCUGUGUCUAUAAUAAUAGCAUCAAGACUCUGCCAUUAUCAGCUACACUGGGAGUGCAAGGUAACGAAUGA
Molecule: messenger RNA, 1568 nt
Organism: Amphimedon queenslandica
Lineage: Eukaryota; Metazoa; Porifera; Demospongiae; Haplosclerida; Niphatidae
Product: roundabout homolog 2-like
Exons: 6
Coding region: 75-1568 (497 amino acids)
Biological process (GO): homophilic cell-cell adhesion
Cellular component (GO): plasma membrane
Source: RefSeq, a predicted model, not a curated record